Vitrella brassicaformis is the source of this 6272-nucleotide messenger RNA. The record is from the annotation of a GenBank genome assembly. NCBI's taxonomy places the organism in Eukaryota, Vitrellaceae.
CUGUGGUUGAGUGAGAGUGACCGAUGAUAAAGAUAUCAGUCGCUGUGAACGUCCGUACACACACACUGAUAAUAGAAAGGACUGUCCGAUGGUCAAACAAGCACGAAAGGGGGAAACGAAGCAACACACAGAGGUCAACCAGUCGGAAUAAGGAAGGCGCAAGCGCAAGAAAAAGACAGAGAGACCGUUGCCACUGGGCUGUCUUCAACGGUCUCUCCUCCCCUGUCUACUCCCGUCCUGUCUCCUCAAGUUUACAAGACGCGGCUAAGCUCGCAGGAGUGGCCUCGCAGCGUCUCAUUCAUAUGCAUGAGCACAUACACAUACACGAAUCAUACAGACCCAGAGGAGUGAAGGCAGACAGUGCACCCCAGAAGCAACCCAAAAAGUGCUCGUGCGCUGAUGAAGUGACGAAUCACCGGCGAUGAGGGAUCUUCCCUCCCUUCAUCAGCGCAGCGAUAUACACCACAACAUGCACGCAAGGCACCACUUUCCUCAUGACAGACUCAUCAUUGAUGUGUCAUUUCUUGCACCCUGCAACAGUCGUCAAGGUUUGGGUAUUUACGCAGGUGAGCCGAAGGCGCGAGUGCGGACGCUUUCACGCCGGCACCACAGCGGCCCACCCGAUACGGUACACGUACUUUGCAGAUCCAAACACCAAAAGAGCCGAGGCGCGACAGGGAUAUGCAGCCAGGCCAACAACAGCACUCGUGACUGGCCCAUCACGCCUGACGCAGGGCAGCACUACGAAGUGCAUCCGCCUACGCUUCACAAAGCCAGACGGUCACCGGUGCAUCUCUGUCCGCUCCGCGCAUCUACCUCUCUGUCUGUCUGUCUGUCUGUCUGUCUGUCUAAGAAAACACUACCAAUCGGUCACACAGAAAGUUGAUACGAUACCACCUUUCUUACGAAAAUCCGAGUGAGCGGGGAAAUCGAAUGUCUCUCUCUGUUUCUUCCUUGUCUUCCUCUCCUUGCCGCCCUCCCUCCCUCCCGCCCAGAACACACGACACGCAUCAUGCCAUGCAAGUACAAAGGGUGAGGACGGACGUCAUAUACACGCAUGCACACGCGCACCCAUCAUGACAUGCAACAGUAAACGUGGCUGGACACGACGUCACACGGCCAACCAUAUACACACGCACACACAUGCACACAUGCACACGCGCAAAAUGGCUCGGGUUCGUUCGUUGUGAAAAUCGGGCGAGCCCAUUUCAUUUGCGGCUUGAAAGUCUGUCUGGAAAUGCAGCAAGCAGGCAAGCAAGGGGGGAGGGUGAGAGUGACGGCAGGCAGGCAGGCAGGCAGGGCGAGCUGAGGUGAGGGAGCAACGACUAUUUGCUAAGGGCUAAAGGCUAAUAUCUUCAGAGUACAGGAAGCAAUUCGUGUGUGUGUGAAUGUGUGUCGUCCGCCUGGCUGACCGCCAGAUACGUGUGUGAGUGAUGUCGCACAAAAUGGACACACCGGCGAGGAAGCUGAGCUGUCUUUCCGUCAUGCCGACUAGCCCACGGCUUUCUUAUCCAUCUCCCUGUCUGUCUGUCCUCUCCCGUGGCCAACAAACAACCGCCACCAAGGAGACCACGAAUUGCUUCCGUCAAGUAGUAGUGAGUGAGACAGUGGUGAGUAGAGUGGUGAGUAUAUGUAAGGGAUUGGCUAAACCCUAUGCCUGCAUCGCAUCCAUGCCAUGGACUGGACUGGACGGGGGACGGGUGGACUCUCUCAGCUCUCUGUCACACGCAAGGCACGCACAGAAACAUGAGAUGGAUGGGACGCCACAAAUCAAUGCGGCUGGAAAAAAAGCGCGCAGCAAGAGAGAGGAGGGCAGCAGGGGACGGACGACGGGACGAGACGGCUGGCAUGCAUGGGUGCGGACGGGUGUGGAAGCGUGGAAAACCUCUGGCGAGGCGAUCCAAAUAAGACCGACCGGCAGAGGGCCAUGGCAUGGGCGGGGAGACGACAGGGUGUGGUGUGGGAGCAUCGUAUCAUGCACUGCAUACGUAGAGGCAGGGUAGGUGAGUGAGUACAAGUCAGUCACUAAAAGCACACAGCCACUGCACGCAUCGCAUCGCAUCCACAUACUUUUGAGUGAGUUAGGCCCUACGCAUGUACUUAAUGCAUGGACCCCACGUAGGAUAGGGUAGGACGAGGAAGCAAGGAGGGAGGCGGGCGGAGCAAAACCCUAAACAAAAAGACAGACAACACAUGAACGGGUAGAGGAAGGGGGCGAGGCCACAUGGACUGACUGAUCCUGGCUGUGCCCACCUUCUAUCUUUCCCCAUCCACACACACACACGGCCGUUCCCCUCCCUCCCCCAUUGCAUCGACCUGUCUGGGCUGACCCAGCUGUCUGUCUGUCACCUACGCGUCCGUCUCCUGUGAGAAAGCGGGCGGCGGUAUGGUAUCAAGUCAAGAAGGCAAGGCAAGGCAAGCGGAGCGGCAGAAGAUGAAAGCCGCAGCGCCCCCCACCACACACACACACACCCCACACACCACACACACACACGUAUGGUAUGUAUAUAACCUGCCUACGUCACGUACGUACGACACAUCUCUCAGGCAGCAGCAAUGCAAUGCAACUCAAGGCAACUAGUUGCCUUGCUCACAGGACGGGACGGGGCGGGACGGGACGGGCAGCAGCAAUCGACUCAAUCGGUCGCACGGCAGCCAGGUAAGGUAGGAAAGCAAUGGGAAGGCGAUGAGAUGAGAUGGAGCAAGGCAACUACACCCUACAGAGCGCAAGACAAGACGAGGUAAGGCGAGACGGUUUGUAAGACGGCUGCAAGGCAAUUAUGUCAGGGCACACAAACAGUCAGUCGGUUAGUCAGUCACUCGAUAGCUCUCAUGCAUGCAAUGCAAUGCACAGGCAUGGACUACGAACGAAGAAAAUCCGGCACAAAACGACAUACACGAAGGAAGAAAGGACACGACACCCCACCCCCCACACACACACCCAAUUCGAUACUCACAAACCGCUGACAAAAGUACGUUUGCACGUCAGUCAGUUUGUGGAUGGAUGGAUGGAUGGAUGAGGGCACCCAAACAAAGCCUCAUCCUAAAAUCUAGGCCCGUUCGACAGACACGGAGGGUGGAGAAGGAAGAUGAAAAAGGGACAAUCUUCCCUCUCCAUCCCUCCUGUCCGCCGCGCCGAGCGUUGUGGCUUUCCUUUUGGAUGAGACCCCGUUUCCCUCCAAGGCGCCCGCACACACACAGGUGAACACACGCGCCCACACGCGAGUCAGACGCACGCACCUUAUGCAUUCAUUGACUAGACGACGAUCGAUGUAUCCCUCCCUUCCUCCCUCCCUAGAAGCAAGUAGGAUGCCGUGGCGUGGAUGGAAGGCAGUGGAUGUGAGCUGUGUUGUGAGCACUACUGCAGGCAGGAAUCGUUCCCACUGAUGUGAAAUGUGGGCCUACGGGUCGGGUCAGUGGCCGAGAUGGCCCAUCGAUUCGUUAGUUAAUCCAACUACCGCAUUCACCGUCUGUCCUUAUGAGAGAAUGGAAUAGGUGGCGGCGAAAAGAUAAAGCACAAAUACCACAGACGGGUUACCAGCUGCCUACCUACCUGCACGCCAUGCACAAACACAUCAAUCAUCACCACACAAGGCGCAAACGUCCAGCAAGCCGCCGCUCCCGCCCCUCCCAAUGUAUGUCGAUUAAAUACAGAUAUGGUCGUGCGAAAGAACGACAACGCGAAACACAGCACAACACAAUACAGCCGCGAAGAAACGAUGGUACGACACGACAGCAAAGCGAUAAGUCAGCCAAGAGAGUAACUCACUCCCUCCCAUGCGCCUCCCACACACUAAGUACCCACGCCGUCCCCUCCCCUCCCCCCCAUCUAACCCCACCCUCAUCAAACAACAUCCUGUAGAGCAACCAGUACGGUAUGGUGCGCGAUUCACGCGCUGGAGAGAUACAUAUGCAUACCGUCACUCAGUCAGUCAGCCAGUCAGUAUGUAUGGACGUACGUCAGCGAUUCGAUUCCCCACCCCCUGUGUCUUCACGUUGUUGGUCUGUCUUUCACAGCCCCCCCUCCUGGCCCUCGUGGUCGUCGAGGAGGCCCCUGGGCAGCGCCAGGCGCUCGCGGUCCGUCAGAGUGGUGUAUGGGGUGGGGGUGGCCUGUCGGUGGCCGUGGGCGGCAUCAGCAGAGGCCUGUGGGAAGUGUGAGUAGAAUGAGGGCGGGGGGUCCUCGCGCUUGGGCGACUUGGACCACGCCGACGAGCCAGAACGCGACCAGCUGGAGGAUGCACCUGAGCCCAUCAACAGAACAGAACCACACACAAUACACAAUGAGGCGUGACCAGACCGACAGAUCAGACCACAUUAAUUACAUUGCACGCAUCGCAUCCCUUCUGGACAGACACCCGUAUGCUCUGCUGUGCUCUGCUCACCCUGCAUGACGGUCGAGAGGUCACUGUCGCUCCCCUUGUGUGGGCUGUACCUCUGCACCAGCCGUCGGCACCCGUCCCCACCAUCAGCGUCCCACCCACCACCGCCGAUGGUGAAGCCCAUUCCCCUGCCCAUGCCCAUCUGCACGUGGCCGCUAUUGGCCUCGUCGUACAGCCCGGGCAUAUUGAGGUGGUGGGGUGGCGAUGACAGCGGGGCCGGCGGGAGUGAGGGUGUCGAGCCGCUUUGGCUGCUGGUGCGAUCGGCCUGGGGCACCGGGUGUUUGCGCAGCGAGUGCAGCACAAUGGGCAGGGCCGUCUCGAGAAUGGCGGGCUGCAGGGCCUUGGUGGUCUGGUCGUCGGCCUGCGUGUAGUAGUGCAGCAGGGCGUGCAGUGCCGCUGUCGCAUCCUCACUGUUGCUGAUGACCAAGUUGGGGCGACUCGUCGACGCCAGGGGCGCCAGCUCGUUGUCAGGGAGUGACAUGGGGGUUGUCGGAGAGGCGUGUGACGACGUAUAGGCCGACCCGACCACCGCCGACGCGCGUGUGGCCUCCUCCUGGCACAGCAGCUGGCCCACGUUGGGGAGGCUCUGCAGGAAAUGGGCACGCUCGCUCUCGGGGAGGCUGCGGAGGGCGGUGAGUAUCUUGGUGAGCUGGUCGUUGGGCUGCUGUGGCGGUGCAGUGGGGACCUGGACGGGUGGCUGGGGUACGUUUGGUCUGGUGGCGGCGGGCUGUGGCAUGGGUGGGAGCUGUCGGUUGCUGCUGUUGGGGGGGCCCUCGACCAGGAUGACACCCUCGAUGGGCGGCAGCUCGAUGCCGUCGUUGCGGUGGUACUUCUGGUACAUCUUGUACUGGCGAUCGGGAUGGUCUGCGUUCCAUUCACACAGAGCCGCACACAGAUAGGAUGUGGCGUUUGUUCGUCAGGUCAAGUGCUGGUUUGUCUGUCUUGUCGGUUGCUCAGCUCACGUGUGCGGUCCUCAGCGCGACUGUGGAUGAAGGGGCAGUAGUACCUCGGGCAGCUCGACAUACGCUGGUACGACGGGCACUCACGGGUCUUGUAAAACAGCGGGUGGUAGAAUAUCUCCUCUGAUCGUUCACACACACACACACAAUACAAUCAAUGCAUUGCACACGUGACGGUGACGUGCCACACCUCGCUCCUCCUAUCCCCAUCUGUCUGUCUGUCCCCGUUGGUAGCUCCCUCACCGGCCGAGUGCGAGUAGGGGCACUUGUCGCCCAUCUUGCAGGUGUUGGACCGAAUGGACUCGUUCUCGAAGUCGAUCUGGACGUCCGGGCACUUGAGGUGGCAGUACUUGAUGGCGUCCUUGCUGUUGUGGUAAAACACACGCCGUCUCGUCCACUCGGUGUUGUGCGAGUAGGGGCAACGGUCAGCCCCGAAGUCGCAACGGCCCUCUACCAGCCGCUGGCACUUGGACGUGCGAAACGUCCGCAGAUUCUCAUCAGACAGGUACUGAGUGCGAGACAUAAUGGUCGACGACGUGAGCGACACCAACAGGGAGACGUGGGCAGAACUGAGCGGCAAACGCCUGGAAAGGCAGGACAUGCACCAAGCAAGUGCACCCAGACAGUGAUGAAAGGCGCCUUUGUGUGUGAGACACUGCCCACCCCCUGCCUGUGCCUUUUCGUCUCGUACCGAUGACGGGAGGGCUACAAGACACUCACGGCCGACGGACAACACCAGAUGUGGCCCUCAACUGGCGUGGUAGCUCGGGAACAGCCCAGAGCCUGUGGGUGGGCAGAUGUUGACCGACAGCACACAAGGCGACUAAGCGUCAGGGAAAGAGAGAAAGAGAGAUGGGGAGAGCCGACCGAGGCAGCCAACAGCACGAGGGAAGAGCCGUGUCAGGAAAGUCCGAACCUACGUCAGGGGUUUGGG